UGCAGCAGGUAGGCUCGGGUUACCUGCCCCUCUUUAGUCUUGUUUGUGUGUUCCUGCUGCAGACUGCAGAUCAUUCCCGUCUGCAGAAGAAUUGUGUCACUCAGCUCUUUUCAGACGAUUACAAGUCCAAACCUCACCUGGAUCACCGGAAGUGUUUCUGAGGAGUUUGUUUCCGCACCGGGUCGGACGUGUUUCUUUCCCCUUCCUGAAAUGAUCUCAUCCACCAUCAGCCGGUAGCAGUCCGGUGAUGCCAUCCCCACCACUGAGGGAAGUGGACAGGAAGUGAGGGCUAUGGAGCGGUUUCUGGAUCUGUCAGAGUCUUCCUUUCUUCCCACCUCGUAUCCACUGGAGCUGAAUGGGGAGGAAACCCAGCAAGUGGACGGCAGCUGGAGUCAAGAUGAAGAACCUCGGGGAUGUGGCCAAUUGGAGAGGAGGUGGGUCCUCUGGCACGAGUUUAUGAAAGAACACGCCCAACUGGACAACUGGCUGCGAUUCGCCGAGCAAGCUGUCAGUCCCCCUCAGCCCACCCUCGUUACCUAUGUCACUGCCAAGGAAGAAAUGAGGAAGUUUGAGAGGCUGCGGUGCGAGACCAGGUCUCGGCUCAUUCAGUUGGACGGUUUGACCCAGAGGAACCGAACACUGACUCGGCUGUUUCAGGGCGCCAUGCAGGCUCGGCUUCUGGCGUCAGCGAGGGAGUGCGGGCAACGAUGGGGCGACAUGAACACUAAACUGGAAUCCAUCACUGGACGAUUGAAGCUCUUUGUCUCAGAGUGGGAGGGGUUUGAGGCAGAGAGGGAGGAGCUUGCUCUCUGGUUGGCUGAGCUGGAUGUCCGUCUGACCGAGGUGGAUCACUUCACAGGAAACACCUGCGAAAAGUUGAGGCAACUGCAGUCUUUCCAGCAGAGUGUGUGUGUGAACUCGGUCCGUGUGAACGACCUGCUGGAGCGCGGCGAGGCCUUGAUCCAGCGCAGCGAACCGACUGAUGCUCAGCGUGUGGAGAGUCGCCUGCUGGAGCUGCUGCGGAGCUGCAGCCUCGUCUACAGCAACAUCACACGAACGCACACGCGGCUGCUGAGCAUGAGACUGGUGUUUGAGGAUGACUGGAUUCUGUCUCAGGCUACAGACUCUGGUUGUCCUUCAGAGACUCUAUUAGAGGAAGAGGGAGCAUUUAAUGUAACCAACCUGGACCUCCCUGCAUUUCCAAACCAUCCUAAAGUCUCUCCUACCCAUGAGCACCUGGGGCUGGAGUGGGACCCCUCCGUCGAUAUCGGACGCUCUGUCUUCCAUGACGACGCUGACUCGUCGUAUUUCAGUGCCAGCACAGGUCUUUGUCACAGAGAUGGUGUGAAGAGGCUGGGCUCGCUCGGCUCUCAGACUAAUAGCAAUGACAUCACCAAUCAGCAAGCAGAUCUGCAAAUGGAGGGAUGGCUUGACCACGCCCACCCCAGUGUCCCCGUACCAGUAGUAACCCAGAGGGGCGGGACUCUGCCAAAUGGAGAACAUUGGGCGACCUCGACUCCUGACCGACAGGACGGUGAGCCCCUCUGCUUUGACGGUGGGCGCGUGAGGGCGUGGCUGGGUGUCCAAGGUCCCGCCUCUCCAGAGAGGACGACUUCCUGUUCCAAGGCCGUGCAGACUGAUGUGGAGUGUUACCACAGCGAUGCACCCAACCAGCUGGCUCCUCAUCUCAACAACACGCAGCAGCCUUUUCCUGGUGCCGCCCCUUCCCCGUCACAUGACCUAAAAGCCUCCUCUGAUUGGGUGACGCACCAAUACCGAUCGAACCUUAAGGCUGAAGAAGAGCAGUCCCGUUGUGAGGAGGCUGAGUGUCUUCGCUCCGAACAAAGUGUGACCUCCAGCAGCAGGCCUGCCUCCUGCCUGCUCUCCCCAGCCCUCCUCUGCCUCCUUCUGGCUGCAGCUCUGGCUCUCGCCUGUCUGAUCUGGGUCGUCCUGGAGCCUCCGUGUCACUGCAGCAGCAGGUUGCCUCGAAGCUUCCACCUGGCACUGAGGUACGUCAACGGACCCCCACCUACAUGAAGACCACCCAGAGACCCUCAUCACCAUCGGAAAAUCCGAAAGAGUCUGACUUGUAUGGCUGUUUAUUUUUUUUACAAAAAGAAAAAAAGAACUUGUAAUUAACGUUGUAGAAAUGGCGUUAGCGCUGUAGAGAGAUGAAGUCAACAGUCAUAUCCAGAAGAGAUUUAUGCCUCACAUUACUACGUACAAAGAUGAAGCAGAAGCUAAUAGUUGUAUUAGAAGAUGGGUUGCCUUGCUUUCACAGGUUAUAAUUUAAACUGCUGUCUGUGAUAUUGUAGCUCAAGCUAAAUGACACUUUGACCGCCAUUCAUGUCGAAAUUAUGAAAUAUGUUGCACUUGAUAUUAAUCACUAACGUCCUUGUUACACUGUGACAGCGCUUGUAUUUAUAAUUAAUUGAGACGUUUUGCAAAAUAACGAAAGGAAAUGUACUUAAGUUAACAUUUAUUACUGUCUUUUUUUUCAUGUUUUCGCCCACUACAUAUUUGUACAUUACUGCUGGCAUUUUUUCCAAACAAUCAAAAGUUUGAAUGAAUGUUUUUUCCUCUUUGCAGCUUUUGUUUUCAGUUUCAAUCAGCUUGCAGAGACCUACAACAGUCAGAAGAAAAUCAAUCCAUUAAAGUCAAGAGAAAGUCUAUUUAUUAAAG
Messenger RNA from Anarrhichthys ocellatus (wolf-eel), 2682 nucleotides. RefSeq names its product nesprin-2. Lineage: Eukaryota; Metazoa; Chordata; Actinopteri; Perciformes; Anarhichadidae. The record is from RefSeq and is a predicted model, not a curated record. Bases 292 to 2037 code for a protein of 581 amino acids. Gene Ontology annotation, molecular function: protein binding. Gene Ontology annotation, cellular component: meiotic nuclear membrane microtubule tethering complex; membrane; nuclear envelope. The transcript has 13 exons.